This is a messenger RNA of Spizellomyces punctatus DAOM BR117, 3006 nucleotides long. RefSeq names its product ATP-dependent metallopeptidase HflB. The coding region runs from base 128 to 2908 and encodes 926 amino acids. The transcript is spliced from 8 exons. Gene Ontology annotation, biological process: mitochondrion organization; protein quality control for misfolded or incompletely synthesized proteins. Gene Ontology annotation, cellular component: mitochondrial inner membrane. The record is from RefSeq and is a predicted model, not a curated record. NCBI's taxonomy places the organism in Eukaryota, Fungi, Chytridiomycota, Chytridiomycetes, Spizellomycetales, Spizellomycetaceae. Gene Ontology annotation, molecular function: ATP binding; ATP hydrolysis activity; metalloendopeptidase activity.
GCGAGUUGGAAGAUUUCAACCAUUUUAUUUGAAGGGAUUCGGGAGCGGGUUGGUCAUUUGGCCCUUGUGGUUUUCAACAUAACAUUUGUCCCAUUGCUGUCACCCGUCAAAAGUAACCUGGACCAGAAUGGCAUCUGCCUCGUUGCUCCCAGGAGGACCGCUGCAGUAUAUCCUUGCGGAAACAACGCUCCUCAUAAAUGAGCUCAAAACAGCAGCGUCGGCUGUGACAGCAUCGAGUCAAUCGAGAUGGACAACGACAGAACAAUCUCAAAGGGCUCGAGACAACACAUAUGGUUCUACGGAUGAGGGCAAAAGGCAGAGUUCUCAGGUGGAGGUGGCAGCCGCAGACUCAAGAGGACUCCCUAGCGAUUGGAACGCUACACUUUUCAAAUUCACCGAUCAUGCCGAGGAUUUGGUAGCCACUGCAACUCGGCAGUUGUCACCAGAAGAAACCAAGGAGCUACUGCGUGAGCUGCACUCAAAGGUCCGAUCAUUAUCGCCUGAUGCCUUGGUGCCAACGUUAUUGGCCUCCGCCGUAAAUUUGAAAGCGGAAAGUCCAUUGUCCGAACUACAACUGAGAGACGCGCUCUCUCCCAAUAAUAUUCGCUGUCUCAGUAGACAGUUGUUGGAACUGGAGAGCAGCACUUCAAUGUCAAUGCGUAGCCGAAGACGAAAGUCAAUUCCUACGAUAUCAAGUGUCUCGAGUUCGCUGCCUCUGACCGGAUUUCAUCGAUCCACUGCCCGGAAGGGACUUUAUGCAUCAAUGUCGCAUUCUCGGUCGCAUCAUCCUGCUUCCGCACACACGAGACACUUUUGGACGGAACGAAGGCUGCAGAAAGUGGAAGCAGAGGCAGAUCAGCCUGAAUUUCGCGCAGAUCCCAAGAAGCAGGGUGAGCUUUACAAGGAGCUACUAAAGUCGAGUAAUCACUAUGCACUGAUGCAUCGGUAUGAAAAUCAGCCUCAACUUGGUCCAGCGACGAGUCGAUAUCCAGUUGCCGCGCGAAACGCUGAUAUACAACGGAUUCAACGCGAUCCAGACUGCUUGAAAGCCUACCUUUCCGCGCUUGCUAAAGAAGGCAAUAUCGAUAAAUUGGCCGAUAAAGUUCUAGCCGCUACUGGGACGUCCUCAAUAAAUCAGGCUCUGGGGAGCACACCAACAAGGUCCAUCGAUAUGUCUAAUAGUGUAGGUGACGAUGGCGCAAUUCGGCAGACAGUAGGGGAAGGAAGGGAGCACUGGGUACAGACAAAUAUAGCUGAGUGGGACAGAGCUUUAGGACGACGUGCGGGCGCAGGUGCUAUGCGGGGCGGCCGAGGUUUUGGUGGACAAGGGAUGGGACAACCACAUGUGGACGGAAAAAUGGAGCCAAUUCAGGUCAUCAUCAGUGAGGCUUGGUCGUGGAGUAAAUUUGUCCGGAAGCUAGGGUCGAAAGUUCUGUACGGCCUUCUACUCAUGACGGGAUUGAGUGUUCUAUUGGAUCAGCAAGGCAUUAUCAAGUCAGGCAUGGCCACAGCAGAAGUUGAGCCCAACAGCAUGCAGCAACCUAUAAAGUUUGCCGAUGUGCAAGGUGUGGAUGAGGCGAAGCACGAAUUGGAGGAAAUCGUUGCGUUUUUGAAAGAACCGAAGAGAUUUAUGGAGAUUGGCGGCAAGCUCCCAAAAGGCAUUCUUCUCUAUGGACCGCCGGGCACUGGUAAAACCCACUUGGCUCGCGCAGUUGCCGGUGAGGCUGGUGUUCCCUUCUUUCAGAUGAGCGGGAGCGAGUUUGAUGAAUUGUACGUGGGAGUGGGCGCACGGCGUGUCAGAGAGCUGUUUGCGGCCGCAAAGAAGAAAGCACCAUGCAUCGUCUUUAUUGACGAGAUUGACGCCGUCGGAAGCAAACGUAGUGCUAAAGACCAGAGCUACAUGAGGCAAACACUGAAUCAGCUCCUUGUUGAAUUGGACGGGUUUUCUUCAGCCGAGGGAGUCAUUUUUAUCGCCGCAACCAAUACGCCAGAAGCGCUAGAUAAGGCUCUCGUUCGACCUGGUCGGUUUGAUCGCCUGGUUCCCGUGCCGCUUCCCGAUGUUAAAGGACGGGCCAAGAUUCUUCAGGUUCACAUGAAAGCCGUCAGUGUGUCCAAGGACGUUGACACGCACAUCAUAGCACGAGGGACUCCGGGCUUUUCUGGCGCAGAUCUUGCAAACUUGAUUAAUCAAGCGGCUAUAAAGGCGUCCAAGGACGGCGCGAAGAACGUGCGCAUGGAAGAUUUAGAGUGGGCCAAGGAUAAAAUCAUCAUGGGGAGCGAACGCAAAAGCGCUGUCGUGACUGAGCAGAAUAAACGAUUGACCGCAUAUCAUGAAGGCGGUCAUACUCUUGUCGCGCUAUACACGCAGGGAGCUACUCCCUUGCACAAAGUGACUGUCAUCCCCCGUGGUAAUGCUCUGGGAGUCACGGUGCAGUUACCGGAAGCCGACAAGACCAAUCAUACAAAAAGGGAGCUUCACGCCAUGUUGGAUGUGUGCAUGGGAGGACGAGUAGCUGAGGAGCUCAUUUUCGGGAGCGAGGAGGUGACUACUGGGGCCAGCUCCGAUCUGGAGAAGGCAACGGCAGUUGCGAGGGAGAUGGUUCUCGUGUAUGGAAUGAGUGAUAAGGUUGGAGUGGUUGGGUACGGUGAAGAGGGUUGGGAAAAGAUGAGCCCGGUGACGAAAGGAAUCAUUGAAGCUGAAGUCAAAGGCCUCCUAGACAGCGCACAUAAUCGUGCCACUCAGCUCCUAAAAACUCAUAAAGAAGAGCUACAUCGACUCGCAAGAGCAUUAAUGGAACAUGAAACGCUGAAUCUGGAUGAGAUUCGAACUGUAAUAAAAGGUGGUGAAAUAAAGCCUUUGAAAUCCAAGUUGCUGGACAGCACAAAGGAUGUUAGUUUGGGACGAUAACAUUGGAGGGAUGGUCCUACGUCAAGAGAAUUGAAAUUAUGUUUGUUCUUUAAUGUAAUCUAUUUGGGAUGCAGCUGUUGCCUCGUCUGCCACGGAUA